Molecule: messenger RNA, 1605 nt
Organism: Mya arenaria
Lineage: Eukaryota; Metazoa; Mollusca; Bivalvia; Myida; Myidae
Exons: 1
Coding region: 1-1605 (534 amino acids)
Source: RefSeq, a predicted model, not a curated record
AUGCAUAUUACCUCCAACGUAGAAGUAUCCCUGGACAACAGGAGCCAAACAAGCAAGACCGAGAAUAACCACAUGGAUAUUACCGCCAACGUAGCAGUAUCCCUCGACAACAGGAGCCAAACAGGCAAGACCGAGAAUAACCCCAUGGACAUUACCUCCAACGUAGCAGUAUCCCUGGACAACAGAAACCAAACAGGCAAGACAGAGAAUAACCACAUGCAUAUUACCUCCAACGUAGCAGUAUCCCUGGACAACAGGAGCCAAACAAGCAGGACCGAGAAUAACCACAUGCAUAUUACCUCCAACGUAGCAGUAUCCCUGGACAACAGGAGCCAAACAAGCAGGACCGAGAAUAACCACAUGCAUAUUACCUCCAACGUAGCAGUAUCCCUGGACAACAGAAGCCAAACAAGCAAGACCGAGAAUAACCACAUGCAUAUUACCUCCAACGUAGCAGUAUCCCUGGACAACAGGAGCCAAACAAGCAGGACCGAGAAUAACCACAUGCAUAUUACCUCUAACGUAACAGUAUCCCUGGACAACAGAAGCCAAACAGGCAAGACCGAGAACAACCACAUGCAUAUUACCUCCAACGUAGAAGUAUCCCUGGACAACAGAAACCAAACAAGCAAGACCGAGAAUAACCACAUGCAUAUUACCUCCAACGUAGCAGUAUCCCUGGACAACAGAAACCAAACAAGCAAGACCGAGAAUAACCACAUGCAUAUUACCUCCAACGUAACAGUAUCCCUGGACAACAGAAACCAAACAAGCAAGACCGAGAAUAACCACAUGCAACGUAGCAGUAUCCCUGGACAACAGGAGCCAAGCAGACAAGACCGAGAACAACCACAUGCAUAUUACCUCCAACGUAGCAGUAUCACCCCGGACAACAGGAGCCAAACAGGCAAGACCGAGAACAACCACAUGCAUAUUACCUCCAAUGUAGCAGUAUCCCUCGACAACAGGAGCCAAACAAGCAGGACCGAGAAUAACCACAUGCAUAUUACCUCCAACGUAGCAGUAUCCCUGGACAACAGGAGCCAAACAAGCAAGACCGAUAAUAACCAUAUGCAUAUUACCUCCAACGUAGCAGUAUCCCUGGACAACAGAAGCCAAACAGGCAAGACCGAGAAUAACCACAUGCAUAUUACCUCCAACGUAGCAGUAUCCCUGGACAACAGAAGCCAAACAGGCAAGACCGAGAAUAACCACAUGCAUAUUACCUCCAACGUAGCAGUAUCCCUGGACAACAGAAGCCAAACAAGCAAGACCGAGAAUAACCACAUGCAUAUUACCUCCAACGUAGCAGUAUCCCUGGACAACAGGAGCCAAACAAGCAGGACCGAGAAUAACCGCAUGCAUAUUACCUCCAACGUAACAGUAUCCCUGGACAACAGAAACCAAACAAGCAAGACCGAGAAUAACCACAUGCAACGUAGCAGUAUCCCUGGACAACAGGAGCCAAGCAGACAAGACCGAGAACAACCACAUGCAUAUUACCUCCAACGUAGCAGUAUCCCCGGACAACAGGAGCCAAACAGGCAAGACCGAGAACAACCACAUGCAUAUUACCUCCAAUGUAGCAGUAUCCCUCGACAAUAG